Molecule: messenger RNA, 465 nt
Organism: Amorphotheca resinae ATCC 22711
Lineage: Eukaryota; Fungi; Ascomycota; Leotiomycetes; Helotiales; Amorphothecaceae
Exons: 1
Coding region: 105-353 (82 amino acids)
Source: RefSeq, a predicted model, not a curated record
UUGCCCGUUUGAGUAACAACACACCCUUAUACUUGGAUUCUAAUGUCUCCAGCUUUCGUAACUUCGCGCGAACAUCUGCCGGCAGUUCAUUGGAGGGUCGAGGCAUGGAGUCCGCCCUCUCCCCCCCUUUCUGCCCCCCAUCUGUAGUCCCAGCGGCUGUGGUCACAUUGCUUUCCCCCAUCGCAGUUCUCUCGCCCAUUAUAGAAGGUGUUCUACUCCUCGAAGCCUCCUCCGAUUCGUCCUCUAUAACGAAAGCGUUCUCGAAUUCUGUGGGAUCAGGACUUCUCGGAUUCGCGCCAUCCUCCUCCCUCGGUCUCUGUCUCCGCGGCGGCCUGGACGAGUUCUCGUUUUGAUCGGAUCGCGAGAUAGAUCUUGUAGAAUUGGACCGUGAUACCGGUGACACGCUGUUUCUUUGACGGGCUUGUUCUUCAGCAAUUCGGGAGUCUAUUGCGCCCUUGAGUCGCU